AUGAACGCCUCCGCAACAAUACGCAGCGCGUACGUUCGCGCAUCAGUGAUGCACAUGCGGCCACCCGGGAUGCAACCUUCUAGCACCCUUGAGCGUCGCCCCAUGAACACCGAAAAGCUACGCGAGUUCAAGAAAGUAGACCAUCUACAACAUCGAGAAGACUGCGAUAAAGAGCGCGCCGUCGUGACAACGGAACAAAUCGGACAGAGCCCAAGCGCCGAUGCAAACGACAAGCAAUCAUUCAUGGAAUUUGACGAAGAAGAAACUGCAAGCUCUCGCAUACGCAAGAUGCUCACCAGAUUCCCUUACCGCGAUCCCAUCUAUCUCGUUGCGAUUGUCUUCGCACUUGGAAGUCUCGACCUUGUCAUCAACGCCUUCUUCGACCUCCUCCCUCGCACUGCCCCCGAAACAGAGUUUGAAGCAGAAGAGACCGUCGCUGUACCUGCGACAGUGUUGGUUGGCUCGAUAUUGUUCUUCGCAGCCGGCAUCUUCGACGUGUUCGGUGCCCUAAACGCGGACCGUGGAACACUCGAGACAUCGAAGGAGGACCUUGGAGCAGUGACUUAUAAACCUGCAUUGCUCGGCUCUCCAGAGUUCAAAUGGUUGCCGUCGAGGACCAAAUUCACCGAGCUGUCGACGACAAGCCUAGCGUUUCAAGCCGGGCUCAUAGUCCUUUUCGGCGGCGUGAUCUUCAUGUUCGCAGGCAUUGUUGACUUUCCCGGCAUUGUUCCUGAAGAAUCGCCACUGUUCGCUUCCAUCGUGUUCGGACCCCAGGUCAUUCAUGGGUUACUGUUUCUCGUCGCGAAUGCGAUGCUUGCUAUAAGUGAACAGGAAAAGUGGUACAUUCCGAAGAUAACGGACCCUGACUGGCAGGGAGCGUUUCUGAACGCCAUUGGUGGCUUUUGGUUUAUGAUGGCUGGAUUCUUCUUGUUUCAAAAAGAUGAGCUCGCAGCAGCAGCAGCUUCUAUGGCGGGGAGCUGGACGUUCCUGGUAGGGAGCGUAGUGAGGUGGUACGUGGUAAUGGAAUUCUGUUGA
Molecule: messenger RNA, 1035 nt
Organism: Didymosphaeria variabile
Lineage: Eukaryota; Fungi; Ascomycota; Dothideomycetes; Pleosporales; Didymosphaeriaceae
Exons: 1
Coding region: 1-1035 (344 amino acids)
Source: RefSeq, a predicted model, not a curated record